Bactrocera oleae (olive fruit fly) is the source of this 5943-nucleotide messenger RNA. RefSeq lists its product as uncharacterized. The record is from RefSeq and is a predicted model, not a curated record. NCBI's taxonomy places the organism in Eukaryota, Metazoa, Arthropoda, Insecta, Diptera, Tephritidae.
AGUAAUGCAACGUAAACAACAACAACUUCAAGUAACGUGUCGUCUCUUUCCUACUUUACGUCAAUCGAAAGGCAAAAGUUGCAACACUAUAUAAAUUGUCAGUGUCCAGAAAGUAAGGACAAAUGUGUGUGCGUGGUUGUAAUGUUCAAUUAUCAAAAUGUCUGACUUAAAUUUGAACGAUGAUUUAUUGAACUAUGAAUUGGGUGAUGAUAUUGAUGAUCAAGCACUUUAUGGCGCCGAUGAAGAUGAACUACUAUUGUCAGACGAUGAAUUAGAAAAAGAUGUAACAAAAGAAGUUAAACAACAAAUAAAGGCAGAGGCAGAACAAUGGGUUAAUGAACGUAUACAAGAAAAAGGAGAAAAUCAAAAUGGAUCUAACAACGCUAGUACAGCUCAGACUAUGUCUGCUGUUGGAACAGCUAAUACUGCAAAAUCUGUCAAGAACACAGUCAAACAAGUCACCGCAGAUGCAACAGAAGUGACUUCAACGGCAGCAACACAUUUGGUUGCGAAUAAUUCAAAACAUGGUGAUAUUACAGACGAUGUAUCCACAAGUGAGAAUUCAGCACCUGCACAUGCGGAAUUUAAAGAACCCACAAGGUCUCAACCCCAAAGGGAAUUAACACAGACGGUAGCGCCAGCGUCUACACAGACUGCAUUGUCAAACACUACAAAUAUCGACGAAGUGACUUCAAGCAGUAGUAAAGAAGUUGAAGUAGAUCAUUCAUCAGUCAUUAGUUGCAGCACCAGUAAUAUGACUGAUUCCUCCUUCAUUCAAAGCUCACAAGAAAGUUUGGGAGUGACCCCUCUAAGCGCCAGUGAUUAUUCCGAUCCUAGAGAGGAUAUGGAAGAAGAACGUGAGACACGUACAAAUAUAAAAACAACAAAUGAACGUGAUUUUGAUGCAGGAGUCAAUGAAUCGACAGAAAAACAUCAUUCCCGCUUCAUGCAUAAUAAACGUGGAGGAAAUCCACUGCUGCGGCCCCAUUCACUACGUGGCUCUUACCACGGUCAGAGGCCACUCCUCCGCUAUCCACCAUCACACGGUAAUUUUCUAUUGACAACGCACGGGCUCCCCGCGGCGAGAACAACAAUCGUUUCAACAACGCUAACCCACACAUCCUCCGCCCUCAUUCCAGGUCAAUUCCCGCUACAACAACCGCCCCUACCUUAUGCACCACACAACACAGCACACGGUCCGCCAUCUACAAAUCCCGGAACAAUGGGACCACAACCAACAAACCCAAAUGCACAAAUUCCUCUCCACCCACACGAUCCCAUGAAUCCUUCAAUUUCCCAUCGUCCACGACACCCAUUCCCCGGAUUUCGCCCAAGUGGGCCUAUGAAUUUUAGGCAUCCUAAUCCAGUCAAUAUGUAUCCACAUGAUUAUAAUACUGGUAAUGGGGUACCUUUCAAUCAGAACUUCGGUCCUAUGUCACAUCCAUCACGAGCUAUGUUCCGACCUGAACUCGUUGGCGGACCAAUGCAAGGUGGCAACAAUACAGGUAUAGGCCCAACACCUGGACCUAUGGUAAUGCGUCCGAACAUGCGUUUGCCGCGCCCAUUAUUAUCAAAUUUACCGCCACAAGGCUUAGGGCCAAACUUUAUAAACAACCCGGCCAUUAGACCUCCCCAACAACUACCAUUGCAGCCUCCUCAAGCUCCUCUACAGCUACCACAUCCGAGUACCAGUGUGCAGGCGUCACAAGUUUCUGCCAAUAACAAUUGUGGUCCAGCAACAUCGUCAACAUUACGCCCUAGCAAAGUACUUAUUAAUCCAAAUUUUAAGGGUGGCGUUCAAGCAGCAACAAAUAAGUUUAUAAAAGAAACUCAAUUUAUGUCAACAAUUAGCAGUCAUGUCUCACACUUACAAAGUGACGAUGAGUUACUGCGUCAACAGGAGGAAUUCAUUAAUAAAAACAGAGAGCAUAUCGAGAAACGAAGGCAUGAGCGUUCACCGCUCACUGGCAGACGAAGCCGCAGUCGUAGCCGUUCUCGAACACAUUCACGUGAACGCAGCUUUACUCCACCAAAUAAGAGAAGCGGUGGUGGAGGCACCGGCGGGACCGGUUCACACUUUGACAGAGAACGUGAACGCGAUCGAGAGAGAGAACGUGAUCGUGACCGUGAGCGAGAUCGUUUAGAUCGCGAAAGAGAUCGCGACCGUGAAAGGGAACGCGGUCCAGUUGAUCGCGAACGUGGUGGUGUAGGAGGCGGUAAUGGUAACAUGGGCCCAAGAGGAAAUCGUUUUCGUCGUGGAAAUAGUCGAGACCGUGAUUAUGAUAAAAGAGGUGGUGGAGCAUAUGUUAAACGCAGACGCAGUUUAUCUCCUUUACCACGAGCGGGCGGAAGUUUUCGACGUGGAGGUGAUCGCGAUCGCCCAGAUGUUGAAGAGGACGAAGAGACACGUGUAUAUAGGCUGGAAAUAGAGAAGCAGAAAGCAUUGCGGGAAAAAAUACUCAAGGACAAGGAAUUGAAAAGAAGACGCGCCGCAGAGGAAAAACAAUAUGAGGAUCAGCGUCCUAAUCAGACCAAUAAUGCUAGUAACAAUAACGGUAGCAAUGCCCCUAGCAGUGCCAGUGAAAAUCAGACGCAGAAACUUAAACCAAUUGUAGUAACAGAACGCAAAAUAAUAUCGUUAAAGAAACGGCAACAGCAGCCGCAAUAUUCUGAUGACGAUUUUCCACGUCAGAAGUCGCAACAACCGCCUCAUGCGCAAAAUCAGCGCAAACAAAUUCCGACUGCAAAAAUUUUGCCAGAAGCAAAGCGGAACCUUAACGAUCAUAUAACAAAUGUCACAAGCAGCAGUGGUGGUGUUAAUUGUGGCAGCAGCAAUACAGCCAUAAUAAAACCAGUACCUAAAAAGGAAACCCAUACACCAACACCACCACCGGCGGCAUUAUUGAAACAAACACGACGUCUGUCCUCGCCGAGUGAUGAUGAAGUGGAGCUCGACUACGAUGAAGAUGAAUUAAUGCUAGAAAUGGAGGAUCGCCUGUUGGCCACGCCAACACCGUCCCCACCACAACCAGCCGUCUCACGUACACCAACACCUGAACCAAUAGCUCCACCACCAUCUAGUAAGGCAAACAUAAAAUCUAGUCGUAGCAGUAACAAUACGACAUCUCAAAGAUCAUCUGCAUCGUCAGCACCAUUCGGUUCAAGCAACCGACGAGUGGUACUAAAAUCGUCUACAUCAAGUAAUUCAGGAGGUGGUGGCCGUAAGGAAAGCGAUUUGCACUCAUCUGAUGGCAGUCGCAAUCGCCGCACUGGUGGGGGAUCGUCACGCAGCAGUAGCAGUAAUAAUUCACGGAAAGGUAUAUUUGAUCGCUUGGAGACCAGGCGACAAAUGUAUGACAGCGGUGGAAGCAACAGAGACGGUGGUGGAAACGAUGGAAAGCGCAACAAAGGGCAACGCAUUGUUUUGAAACAUGAUUAAGUAUUCGGAUAUUUAGAAAAACCGAUUUCUGAAUCAAAUCUCUUUUGUCAAACAUUUCUAUAACUGUGUAGCAAAUUAAAACUACACAAACAAAUCGUAGAAAUAUUUUGAAAUCGCAUAUUUCUCUAAAAAAAAAUAUGCAUAUUUCGCUAACUUUAAAUUUGACAUUGGUGUGAGUGAAAUAAUUAAAAUAUAAGUGGCACGAAAGUCUUCGUUCUGUAUUGAAAGUGAAAAGAUAAUUUAUAAUUAGACCACACAUAACAUAGCAGUACUUGUUUAUAUCAUUUAACAACAUAUAUUUACGAUGAUUUCCACACGCACAUGUAUGAAACGAAUAACUGCAAUGGGGCGCGUAUAUUUAUGUAAACAUUAUUUUCACUUUAUAUUUCUAAUAUGUUUUUUUUUUUCAAAUAAUGCAUAUGGUAGAACGAAGUAAGAAGCGAGAAUUGCUUAAGUCGUUAUCAUUUUUGCUUUUCUCUGCCGCUUAGUUUGGUAUAAUAUUUGUAAGAACACAUGCAAAUUUAUAGAUUUGUUGUAACUUCUAAAAAGCAUCCACAUUUAUAUACAAGUAUGUGCAAUUCUCAAAUUGUCUUCACCGUAAGCUAUAUCAUAUAACAUAUUAAUAUUAAAAAUUAUUAGAUUUCAAACAGGCAGUGCCACCUCAUAUCUCUCCAUAUAUGGCUUAAAUGGUAUUCGCAUUUUUUUUAACUUGAUGUAAUGUAGUUGUAGUUACCGCCGCUAAAAAAAUGCAAGCUUCCUAUAUCAUUGACCUUACUAUUUUCAAAUUCUGUAUAAAUCAGCUAUUUAAUGUCAAAUUAUUUAGGAAAUGUAAUUUUCAACUUAUGUUAUUGAAAGUCAUCAGCAACAUUGUUAGCUUUAAUAUGACACUGGCAAAAGUUCAAUAGCACUUUGUGCGGUGCUCGAUAAUCAUCCCUACUAGCAUUAAAAUUGUAUAUGACAAUUGAAGUUAUGACUUACAAUUUAAGUAAGCAGUCAUUUCACUUUUAAAUGACUAUUUGCGAUUUAAUAUUGACGUAAACGUUUAAAGUAUUUCAAAUUUUAUUUCACAAAACAAUGAAAAAUGGCUCCAGUUAAAUGUGUAUACUAACGAAAGGCGUGAAAUUUUUCUAAUUAUGAAAAAGCAGUGUUCCCUUUACACUUUGAUCCAAACAAGCUUUAAAUUUGCCAUUUUAAUUUUAAAAAUUCAACAUACAUAUGUAUAUACUACUUAUGCUUUCAUACUUCCAUUAACAUACAUACAUGCUCAAAAUCAUAAUGCAGCUCAACAUUAUUCUUGCAUAUUUUUCACCAACAAAUAAACAAAAUUUUAGUUAAAUGUUAAUUAGUAAAAAAAAAAAAAUAACUGAAUAACGGUAAAACUUUUACUUGACUUUCAAAAAUUCACAUUUUUACGCCUGGAUUUAUUAAAAGCACUUAGACUAUAAGUUCAUAUAUAAUUUUUAGUUCGUAUAUUUAAGUAUAUACAAAGUUCAACACAAAUUUUAAUUAUAAUUUUUAAUUUAGCGUGUAAGUUAUAAAAGAGCAACAGGCUUUAAAAUUUUUCUUUAAAUAUUUCUUGAAUGCCGUACAUUAAAGUGUAUACAAAAUUAUCAUAUUGAUAUUCUAGACCGCAGCGGAAAACUUUCAUCCAAGGUAUUAAAAUACCAAUAACACUUUUAAGUAAAUAAAAUGACGAUUUACCCUCAACUAUUACCAAAAUUGUAUUUUUGUACACAAUAACUUAAUUAAUUGUAGUUGCUUGAUUAUAAUUGGUUUGAAAAAAAUUUAAAAUAUUUUGUUCAAUGUGCAAAAAUGUUUAUUAAAAAAGGUAAACAAAUGUAUUUGCCACAAUAAAUGAUGACACAAACAGUAACAAAUGUAAAAAUUCAGUAGUAUUUACUAUUGCUAUAUCACAAUAUAGCAUUAUAAUAAUAAGAACAACCAUAUUCAAAUAUAAUUAUAGAAAUGAAAGUGUGAGCAAUAAAAAAUUAAGUAUGACUGAACGAAGUUAGUGGCCAGUUAUAUAAUGCUAAUAUGAUCAACAAAUUUUGGGCUUCUCACUAACCCAUACCUUAAAUUCGUAACAAACAAAAUUUAUAUGUCCUUACCACUAGGUCGUAAAACGUCUAAAUCUGCUGUAAAUCAUAGUUGUAAGUUAAAAAUUAAUAUUUUAUUUUAAUUUUUCAUUGUAUUACUUGUAAUAUUUGUAACAUUGUAUACGCAACAUUAUUGAUUGUUAAAAAAAAAAUGUACACGCCCCUCUCACUUUCUAACAGUUUUUCUGCAAAUACUUCCAAUAGUAUGCGCAUAAAAAUAUUAAAAUGAAUUCAAAUAUGUUAAUAUUUUAAGCUAACAAAGGAUAUGCUAUUUGUCUUUUACAAGCGCUUAAGCGAACAGAAAACAUAUAAUAAAUUAAAACUCGGCCAACACUUUGUUACGGCAUUUUAUAUUGCACUUUGUUGUGCAAUUGCUGCGCAAACAAGUCGCUAACAAAACAAAAAAAA